Molecule: messenger RNA, 1950 nt
Organism: Suillus paluster
Lineage: Eukaryota; Fungi; Basidiomycota; Agaricomycetes; Boletales; Suillaceae
Exons: 2
Source: RefSeq, a predicted model, not a curated record
AUGACAACUUCAACUCUACCGCCUCCAACGUCCUUGAACCUGCCCGAACCUGUCUAUGGACACCCGGGGCACGCCCCAGGAUCACCCCGACGGCCACCAUCGCCUCUUCGUAACGAAUUUACCCACAGAAGAUUGUCAAAUGACAGCCACUCUGGAGAUGAUGACGAUGAUGGCGAAGAAGAAGAAGAUCGCACGUGGCCACGCAGCCGCUCCCCUACUUCUGCUUCAGUCACUCAGUUCGCAGCGAACCUUGCAAACCGCGUCAAUUCUUUCAUCAGUCCCUCAAUAACAAGCAGACCUCUUCCGUCUGAUGAAGAAUUAGAAGCUGAGGCUCAGAGAGAGCGCGACAGAAGUCGACGAGAAGCCGAACGUAUACUCACACGAGAAGCAGAAGAAAGGCGCGCUGUGGAGGAACGAGUUCUCGCUAUGAUGAAUAGUUCUCCACAAUCAAAUCCACCUUCUCGAAGUAGAUCGCAAACAUUACCAAAUCCACCCUCUCCUGCACAUUCUCAGAAGGAGAGUGGCCCUAGUUGGUGGACGGCCGCCAAAGCGCGCUUGACUCCUACAAAAGAUAAAGAACCACUCACCCCAGCCCAGCAAGUCAUAGAAGAAACUAAGGCUCGCGAAAAGGACACGAAGAAUACCAAGGGAAAGGAGAAGGAAUGGCCUGCUUCUUCUGCGAGCAAAUACACCAGCCCCGCUUACCUCAACUUGAAGAUACCCCCAGGUGGCCCUCCCCCUCGCACUUCAUCUCCCACCUCCCCGACUCCAGCUCGACCGCCGAUUAGUCGAACACCUGUCAACCUCUCCCCUGCGCCUGUCACACAAGCUCCGAUUAAUCUUUCGCCCGCCUCACUCCAAAGAGGAACUUCUCCAGGUGGCUCCCCUGCACGCGAGCCCCCUCCACUCUAUGCUUCAUUUACACCCUCGGGUACUCUAGAUGUACCGGGUACAUUGCUAUUAAUUGCGAAGCGCUUCGAGAAGCUUGAGAGAUGGAGCGUCACCCACGUGCGCGCGCUCGAAGAACGCAUGGGUGAUGUUGAGCGCUGGCUGGUCGACAAGGAAAAUCAACGCAGUAAGGAGAGGGAGCCAAACGACAAACCCUCUCCUGAAUCUGAGCUGGCUUCUGUUCGAGGAGACGUUACUGAGCUACAGUCACGCAUGACUGAGCUUGGCCGAGAGAUGGCACGCCUCGCGACAUCACCUGCCGUUCUCUCCUCUAAUACUGCCAUCCGAGACUCGCCAGUGAUGAGCACCGCCCCUCCAACGGAGUCGUCCAUCAUCAGUCCUCAUGAAUCUACCUUCUCUAGCGUAGUCGACAGCACAAGCACAACUUCCGAAUUCUCAUCCUCCAAUACCACUUCAGCCCUAGAAAAUAUUCGCAGUCUCUCCACUCCCCGCCGAGUACCGUCCCUUACAGCUCGCGAAUCCACGAGUCCACCCCUCGCUCGGGUCUCAAGCCGUACACCAUCGGGGACCAGGACGCGUCUGCCAUACCCAACGGGCGACUACGCCAGCCCGGGAGAACUAAUAUCCCCAACUCACACUCCAGCCAGCUCGCCUCCACAAUCGGCACAUCUUGCAUCUAUGGUAAUUUCCGGGUUGCCAGUUUUGUCCAGCCCUCUGGAACUCCCCGCCGCAAUCUCUUCGCCUGGCCGUGUGGCAUCUCCUAUCCUGAGUGGCCUGCCAGCUCCGGGCAUUCACAGCCCCCACCGAGGCAGCGUGAGUCCAACGCCUAUGCAAGCAGGGCGUAAGCGAUACACCGUCGCCCUUGGUGGACCUAUUGUAGCUCCUGUCGAGUACGACUACGACUGCGAAAGUGAGCGUUCGGGACUCGGCACCACAUCUUUCUCUUCCCCCAUGGAGAGUGACGACGAAGAUGACGAAAACGCUGCGGACGAGACGUUAGGGAAGAAAGCUGCGUUCCGUGCGAUUACUGCUGCAAAGCUC